Astrephomene gubernaculifera is the source of this 1440-nucleotide messenger RNA. NCBI's taxonomy places the organism in Eukaryota, Viridiplantae, Chlorophyta, Chlorophyceae, Chlamydomonadales, Astrephomenaceae. The record is from the annotation of a GenBank genome assembly.
GAUCGACGGUCUGCUGUCUGAGGCGCUGUGGCGCGUGUCGCUGCGUCCCUCGCCCGCCCAGGUGGCGGCGGAGGUGGGCGCCUGGCGGGCAGCGCGGCCGGGGGCGCUGCUGGCGGUGGCGCGGCAGCUGGCGGAGGGGGUGAUGCGGGAGGUGGUGGACGACAUGAUUGCGGAGGCGUGCGAUGAGAUGCGGCACCUGGCCCAGGUGGCCGACUCCUUCGCCUUCGACCUGCUCGUGGAGGCGGUGGCGUUCUCGCAGCGCAAGUACGAGUUUGGGGCGGCGGGGGCGGACAACGUGCGCAACAGGCUGAGGGACGCGGCGGCGGAGCAGCAGGCCGACUUUGCUCGCGGUCUGGCUGCCAAGCGCGCCGCGCACCUCUCCCGCCAGAUGAGUCGCGCCCUGGUCGGCCCCGCGGCGGAGGGAGGCAGCGGCGGGGGCAGCGAGGCGGGCAGCUCGGCAGCAGGAGAGGCGGGCGGCAGCGGGGGUGGUGGGGGUGGUGAUGAGGGGGAGGGGGAGGUGGACCUAGCGCUGUACGACCAACAGAGGCUGGCGGAGGCGGCGACACGGGCUAUACAGGUUGGCGCCCCCCUGUCUGAGGAGCUGGAGGAGGACGCCAUCUACGUCAUGCAGCGCACCUUCGCCGACACGCACCUGGCGCGGGAGGAGAAGCAGCUGUACGUGCAGGGACUCAAGGCCAUGCUCCAGGAGAUGCGGCAGCGGCGGGGCGAUGCGCCGUACGGCCACACGCAGCAGCUUACCCCCUACUGGCCGCCGUACGUGCGGGUCACACGGGCCCAGCGCCUUGCCGCCCAACGCGCCCGCCCGCCCCUGGCCGCCGGUCCCGCCGUGUGGCGCCGCAUGCGGGGGGAGGGGGCGGGGCGGGCGGCGCAUGCGGGCUGGCCGCGCCCCGAGCACUGGGCGGCCGCGCAUGCGGAGCGGGUGUUCUGGGGGGCGGUUGCGCUGCGGCCGCACUACCUGGCGCCCAAGGGGGGGCCGGGGGUGCAGCUGCCGCCCGAGCUGGGCCCCAUCACCGCCACCGCCGCCUCCCCCAGCGGCGCGCUGCUGGCGGUGGGCACUGCGGCGGGGGGGAUGGCGGUGUACGACAUGCGGGCGGAGCAGGCGGGGGCGCCCUGGUUCCAGGUGGUUGGCGACGGCCAUGCCUACAGCCGCCCCGCCUGGUUCCGCGCCCCUCCCCCCCGCGCCCCCCCGCUGGUGGCGCUGGCGUGGAGCGCGGACGGCUUCCAGCUGGCCUCGCUGGACGCGGGCAGCUGCCUGCGGGUGUGGUGGAUGAGGCCGGAACCAGGCGCCCAGGUGCGCGAGGAGCCGGGCAGGCAGCCCGUGUGCCCCGACCUGGCCCUCUCGCUGGGGCCGCUGUCAGUCAGCCUCAGCGGCAAGACACCCGUGGUGGAGGCGCUGGCGGAGGAGCAGGGGGAGGCGGG